Molecule: messenger RNA, 1746 nt
Organism: Alternaria burnsii
Lineage: Eukaryota; Fungi; Ascomycota; Dothideomycetes; Pleosporales; Pleosporaceae
Exons: 3
Coding region: 1-1746 (581 amino acids)
Biological process (GO): regulation of transcription by RNA polymerase II
Cellular component (GO): piccolo histone acetyltransferase complex
Source: RefSeq, a predicted model, not a curated record
AUGACGGCUCGCGCAACCGGGCAGCGCUUCAGGCAGCGCAAGCUUUCGACCAAACAGAAUUUACCUGUCGUUCGCGAGAGUGAGGUUGAGCAGCUUGCUGAUGACGAUGCGUCGCGCCAUAUUCCCAAGGUUGAGACCGGUGUUGAGAAGGGCGAGGAGAUUGAACACCAUCUACAGGCCGUCAUCUCCGCCGCCCAGGCAGCUGCGCAAGGCGCGACUGGUGGGAAGAUUGCACAACUCUACAUUCCGACUCCGGAUGCUGUCGCCAGCACACUGCAAUAUGAAGAUGUCUAUCCAAAACGGUUUACACAACCUGCCACUUACAUACGGUUCUCGUCAACCGUGGAGGAUACGUCCGGCUGCCCGUAUUGCAUGAACAGUGAUGAUCUUGCCUUUCUCAAGUCUUACAACCAGAAAAAGGGCAAGAACAACAAUUGCUCAGAAGACGAGUUCGAAGAGGUUAUGAACUUUUUUGAAGAAACCACAGCAAUCAAGCAGCCGUAUGCCGCGGUCGACAACUCGUCUGCUCUUGCCUUUGAAGAACUUGAAGCCGAGUUCGAUGAGACAAUCAGCGAGUCGGCACGGCGGUUCGCCAAAGACAUUUACCCACAUUGGAAGAAUCAACGAUUACUAAAGGGCAACCGCCCGCUGAUGCCCUCACUGAAAUUCGAGACGAAUCUCGAGACCGAUGAUGCUGACCCGUAUGUUUGCUUCCGACGCCGUGAAGUCCGACAGGUCCGCAAGACGCGUGGUCGCGACGCGCAAGUAACGGAGAAGCUCAAGAAGCUGAGGAAGGAACUGGAGGAGGCUCGUUUGCUGAUGUCGCAAGUCAAGCGACGAGAGGCAGUCAUCAGAGAACAGCUUGCCACAGACAAGCUGAUCUUCGAACAACGCCAUGCCGUCAAGGAGCUCAAGCGCAGACUCAGCAUCAAGGGUGAUGAUGACGAACUACUCAUCACUCAGAAGCCUGCUCCUAAACCAAAGAGAACUGCCGAUGUUGAAAGACAACGUCAGACUCUACCAGGCAUGAAGCCUACCAACACACGUCCAGACGGGCGUCUUGUUGAUGGUGAUAUAGUGUACCUCGAAGAGCAGCAAGCCAAGCGCACAGAGGCGAUCGAUAGCUUCAUCGAAGACAACCUGGUUAAGCACCAAAAGUGGAAUGUGGGCUGGGUCGACGCAACAUGGCGACCCAUCACGCCACCUUUGGAGCCGCCGGCUGCGAAGUCGGACUUCCGUACAGUAUUUACGGAGAGUCAGCUUCCCACGCCUCCUGCGUCCGUGUCUGAUGGUGAAGGUGCUGAUGCAACAGCAGUGGUGCCGUCGAGUAAGCAGACAGAUCCACGGAGAAGUGCGCGCAUACGUUUUGCCACUCCUCCAGAUGACGUUCCGUUCCAUGAUCAAUCUCGCUUCCGUCGUAGAAUUGGUCGAGGCGGGCGUAUGAUGAUCGAUCGCCGAGGCGUGAAGCGUCAAAAGACCGAGAGGGUAGACGACCGCUUGGCCGAUCGAUGGCGCUUCUCUGGCGACAGCAGUGAAGAUGAGGAGACAUAUCCCGUCGACUGGACAGACAAUCUGCACAUCAGAUAUCGCAUCAUGAUUGAGCGCCAGGGCGAGAAGGCUGCGGUUCAACAACCUCCACCAAAUCCGAAUCGCCGGUCCAUUGAAAACCACAAUCGAUCUGCAUCCGGCCAUCUUCUUCCUCCUACACCCACAACUGCCGCAGCUGGAGGUUCUUCUGGGAGGUAA